UCGUAUGAAAACUUGCAACAUGAAACACAAGGAGCAAACGGUGCGAAAAUGUAAUCCCACUUCGGAAAAUAAGUUCCUCCCUCGUCACUCUCUCUCAACCCCCUGGCGUUCUCUCGCUCUCAACCCCCUGCGUCCUCUCUCUCUCUCUCUCUCUCUCUCUCUCUCUCUCUCAAACCUACAAGCGCGGGUCCAUUUUGCAGGCCGUACACAAGUACCUCAUCUUCUUCUUCAAACGAGGAUCCAUUUACAAGCUUUCAUCUUCUUCAACAAGAAGCGCAAUUUUUGCUCUAUAAUACCCAUGCGAAAGGCUAUGGUAGAGAGAGAGCAACGCCAUUGUUUCUGCCAGUUAUGGAACAAAAUCUCAUUCUAAGUCCGCCAUUUUUUUGAAGCUCCAAGCUUUACUUUGGUCCAACGCUUACAGGUCAAUUUCAUGUCCUUUUGGUUAUGAAUUUUAUACCUUAAAAAUUUCACUUUUGAAAUUUUAGUGCAGUUGAUUGUUUUCAGCAAUAUCAGUGAGAUCAAUGGGAUUUUCGAGUAAUAUUUCUGUGUAUUUUCCUAUCCUAUUGGGUUUUGUUUGCUCUGCAAAUUGGUGGCACAAAGAAGAACUUUAGGUCUGAUUAAUCAAAAAAAAGAAAAGGGAAACUUUAGGUCCAGUGAUCCCUGAGGAGUCAAGAGCUCCAAAAUGUUUAAAAUCUUUCAUUUGUUUGUUCGAUCAUGUUUUUCUUUUACAAAUAUGGGGCCUAGGUUGCGCAAGACUCUAAAGACAAUUUCUAGGGUUUUGGGAUCACUUGGAAAUUGAGGAGCAGUGAUUUUGAUUGCUUUUAGUGCUGAUGUAAUGAUGCUUUAUUGCGAGAAUCUUUUGUAUUUCUUUAAUUUUUGAAGUUCAGGUCUUAGUCAUUUCAUUGGAAGAAUCCAGAGGUUCAUUUAGUUGUAGGAUGAGUUAGCUUUUAACUGAAAUCGUUCUUUACAAGCAAGGACUAAAAGUUGUGGCAGGCUAUGAACUUUUUAUUUGUUCAUUGACAUGAAAAUUUGAAGAAAUGAAAGAAAAUUUCCAUGUCCUUAGUUUAUGGUUUUUGACCUGUUCUGAAUUCUUGCUGCUUAUGGUUUUUCUCAGAGAGCAUUGGUGGUUUCUUGUAUGUGUAUUACAUUCUUUCGCAAACUAUGUUUUAAAGGGAAUUAGAUUUUAUGAAAUUAGCAGAGGUUGACUCAGAGAAUAAAUGGCAUACUUCCAUGGCUGCAAUAUCCAUGUGUAUGAGUGAUUGAGGUACUCUAUUAAGAGCAAUUGUUCUUUGUAGUAAUAAGCCUAUGGUGGCAUGGUGUCUCUAUGUAUUUUUUUACCUAUCUCUUUGGGGCAAUUAAGAUCUUUAUUAUAGAAAUAUAAUGUAACAUGAAAGAGAAAUAUAUCUUUGAACAAAAAAGCACGAAAGAAAAAUGUAAUGAGAUCUACCUUGAUAACAAUGAUAUCCAUUUCAGAUUUACCUUGAUAACAAUGAUAUCCUUCUCUUUGUCUAGCUAUAUCCCUAAUGCGAUAUUGUGUAUCCUUAGAAGCCAAUUUUUCUCAUAUGUUAGAACGCCAUGACAUAAACAAGUAUCCUACAGGGACAAUCUAGUGUAGUUUGAUUCUUAUAGUCAAAUAUUUGGAGUAAGCAACGCAGAGAAGAGUUGCAUCACUGAAGAAUCGCUGUCUACUAUGAUUUGCCUUGGAACCUUCAUUGUUGUGUGUGGGAAUUCCACCAACCAGGAGAAUCUAUAUUCUAGAUUUUAGCUGUGAUCUGAUAAUUCUUGACUAGGAGUCAUAUAUGGUCAUUUGUAGGAUUUGGUCCCUUGAUGGGACUACAAUUUUAGGGGUCGCUUCUAUUUGAAUUGUGUGAUUAUGAAAGCGCAGAGAUAUUGAACGUUUUCUAUUUCAAGUCCAAUGUUCUCUUAGGAAACCCAUCGUUACUUUUGUGUGAGGACCAACUGAUUGAUGGAUUGGUUUAUAUGAUGAGCAGAAAUAGUGAAUGUUUGGAAGCAAAUGCUUUCCUUCGAUUCUUUUAAUUAGAACUGUUGUCAAAUUUGAGACAUUUCAUUAAAUAUUUCAAAUUUUCUAGACACCAUUUUUUAUUUGAUAACAUAUGUGGAAAAGUGUAUUUUGAAAAGGUAUGCUGAACUUAGCUAGCAUGAUUCUUGUUAAUAAUAAUGGUUGCCAUUGUCGUUAGAUGUCUGGAAACCUUUUUUUUCUUUUCAAUGCAUCUGUAGUCAUGUCUUACACCUUAUAUCAUGCCCCACCAUUAUUUCAUUUAAUUUGAUGCUGAUUUUUAUGUUAUUAGAUGGUCUACUUUCAAAGUUAUCAUUGGUAAAUUGUGAACUUUAAUUAUUUGGGUGAUAAAUGUCAUAAGCUACAUGUGUUUAAUCUUGAUUACAUGUCUUGCUAGCUGUUAGCAUUAUCAACAACACCAAUCCUUGCAAGAGAAUCUUAACUACAUGCCCUGCUAGCUGUUAACAUUAUAUAUGAUUUCUUGUGAGAGUCAAAAUGGACUUUUCCAAUGAAAGGAAAAGUGAAAUUUUAGUUGAAAAACUCAAAAAAUAUUUCAAGGGGAGAAUUCAUAGAUGGAUUGAUAAACUGUUAUCCUACCUCUUCCAAUCAUACAUACGAGGCACUUGAUAGGGUGGUUGCUCUGCUUCUGCCCUUGCCUCUACUUCUAUACCUACCCCUAGUGUAGAGGGUGAAUGUAUGAAGGCCUUAUCAUCAGAGUAGCUCAUCAGAGCUGGGAUGACAUUUCUACAGAGUUACGUGAUGGAUUUGCUAAUGCAAUGUGGGAACGAUAUUGAAAUAGGGUUUAGGAUGUAGUAGUUGUGAUGGUAUAACGUUCUUCAUUUUUUUUUUAUUGUGCUUGUACCUCUUAUGCAUUUCGAGAUUGGAUAUGGACAUCAUGCGUUAAAGAUGUAUUCAUGCAUUGGAACGGAAAAACUAUUGUGAAGUUUAUUACUAGAAAUAUUUUUUCAUUAAUCUUACAAGAUAAAGAGAUUAAACAAAAAAAGAAUGCACGGAUUAGUUAACCAAGGCUUGAUGCUUGUAUAAUUUAAUAAAGUGAUCCAAACUUGUGAUCUAAGCCAUCCAUUUUUUUUAAACAUAAUAUAGAUUGAAUGUUUUAAAAGAAUCAUCUUAAUUGGAUGACCGUCAAUAUCAAAUCAUCUAUAUUGCAAUAGAACGGUUAAAAGUAGGUAUUAAUCUAGAUUCUGGGAAAUAGUUUACCAAUGGGUUACCAAACAUAAGAAACUGGUUACAUAGGAAUUCCAGACAUGUGAACCAAACAUGGCAAAAACCAAGAUUGGAAAAUUCUUGCACAGGGAACCGUUUAAAUAUGAAAACUGUUUUACAUAUGCAAACUGUUACGCAGGAACCAAACGAGCCUUAAGAAAUUUAUACAUCCCAGAAAUGUGGACCCCCCCCUCCUCUCUCUCUCCUACAACCCCCCUCUCUCUCUGUCUCUCUCUUUCUACCCCCGUGAACCCUAGCCCUGCCCUUGCUACCACUUGAUAAGUAAAUAAACUCAUUUUGGUCUCACAUUUUUUGCCCAAAUGUCUCCUCUCUCCUAACGCAGAGCAUCUCUCUAUCCUCUGUCCCCCCUCCGGCUCCAGAUAUCUGUUUUGAAUUUACAAGCGGUUUGAGUAUCCAGAGACGAAGAUGGUUAUCCCACCACCAGUUAGACCUCCUAGAAUUAUAAAGUACCUGAAGCCCUAUGUUCUAAAGAUGAAUUUCUCCAAUAAAUAUGUGAGUGCCCAAGUUUUUCACACCCCAACUGCCACAGUCGCUUGUUCUGCAAGCACUCAAGAGAAGUUGUUAAGGUAUAGCAUGCAAUGCACUCGAGAUGUUGAGGCUGCAGCCAAGAUUGGUAAGAUCCUUGGGGAUCGGUUGUUGCUGAAAGACAUUCCUGCUGUCACUGUUUACUUGAAGGGGGAGCAAAAAUACCAUGGCAAAAUAAAGGCCAUUAUAGAUUCAUUGAGAGAUUCAGGUAUAAAGCUAAUCUGACUGAAUUAGCCUGUUGUUCUUAGACAUUCAUUGUGGUGGUUUCUUGAGGGAAACACUUUAAAAGAGAAAAAUGGUUUCUUAAGAAUGUCUCUUGGUUCAGGAAACUUUAUUUUGUUCAAUAGGAAUUUGUUCUAGAACGGAAUAUUGGGAAAUUAACAGGGUUGCUAAUGCUCUGCUCUGCU
Molecule: messenger RNA, 4194 nt
Organism: Amborella trichopoda
Lineage: Eukaryota; Viridiplantae; Streptophyta; Magnoliopsida; Amborellales; Amborellaceae
Source: RefSeq, a predicted model, not a curated record